Messenger RNA from Mesorhabditis belari, 3723 nucleotides. The record is from the annotation of a GenBank genome assembly. Lineage: Eukaryota; Metazoa; Nematoda; Chromadorea; Rhabditida; Rhabditidae.
AUGUCUUUACUUGUGAAAUUCGAAUCAAAGUCGGCUAGAGUGAAAGGAAUCUCAUUUCAUCCGACUCGCCCAUGGGUGCUCGCUUCGCUGCACAGUGGAAUCAUUCAGCUAUGGGACUAUCGAAUGCACGUGCUGCUCGACAAAUAUGACGAACACGAUGGACCCGUUCGAGGGAUUUGCUUCCACGCAGAUCAACCAAUCUUCGUUUCCGGUGGUGAUGACUACAAAAUCAAGGUGUGGAACUACAAACAAAAGCGAUGUAUCUUCACCCUGCUUGGCCAUUUGGACUACAUUCGAACCACAUUCUUCCAUCACAAAUAUCCAUGGAUUAUCUCUGCUUCAGAUGAUCAGACGGUGAGAAUUUGGAAUUGGCAAAGUCGGCAGAGCAUCGCCAUCUUGACGGGACAUAACCACUACGUGAUGUGCGCUCAAUUCCACGCAUCGGAAGAUCUCGUCGCUUCCGCUUCACUUGAUCAAACGGUUCGCAUUUGGGACAUCUCGGGACUUCGUAAGAAGCAAAUGCCUGGAGGUGGAGUGCCUGGCGGAGGCCGAGCUGGAGCUGCCGCUGGACAAGCCGAUCUUUUUGGACAACCUGAUGUCGUUGUUAAGCAUGUUCUCGAGGGGCACGAUCGAGGAGUUAACUGGGUUGCCUUCCAUCAAACAAUGCCGAUUUUGGUUUCCGGUUCAGACGAUCGUCAAGUGAAGAUGUGGCGUUACAAUGAAAGCAAGGCUUGGGAGGUUGAUGCUUGCCGUGGUCACUAUAACAAUGUCUCGUCGGUCUUGUUCCACCCAAAUGCUGAAUUGAUCCUAUCGAACUCCGAAGACAAAAGCAUUCGCGUUUGGGACAUGCAGAAGAGGACCAGCUUACAUGUAUUCAGACACGAGAACGAGCGUUUUUGGGUGAUGUCGGCCCAUCCGAAUCUCAACAUGUUUGCUGCUGGACACGACAACGGAAUGAUUGUUUUCAAGAUUCAACGUGAAAGGCCGCCUUAUUGUGUCUCCGACAAUCUGGUUUUCUACGUCAAGGACAAGACAAUGAGGCGCUUAGAUUUGACCACCGGAAAAGACCAAGCUGUUGUGAAACUUCGUGCUGGAGCUGCCUUCAUGCAACCCUACUAUGCGCUUCACUAUAAUGCUGCGGAAAGCUGCUUCUUACUUACAACACGCUCACACAAUCGGGAAAUGUGCACCUACGACGUAUACAAAGUUGUCAAAGAAGGAGGCGAAGGAAAUGAUGCCGCUGUAGCCAAUCGAUCCGCUGGAGUUGCUGCUGUUUGGGUGGCUCGCAACAGAUACGCUGUAUUGGACAAAAAUCAUCAGAUUUCUCUUCGCGAUUUGACAAACAAGGAGCUUCGCAAGAUUGAACACAACAUCGCAGUCAAUGACCUCUUCUAUGCUGGAACCGGAUUGUUGCUACUUGGAAAUGAUGAAGGGCUCCAUUUAUUUGAUGUGCAGCAAAAACGAGUGAUUGCUCAUGUCAAAGCAAACAAGGUGAAAUAUGUGGUUUGGUCAGCCAACAAUGAAAGCGCCGCUUUGAUUUCAAAGUCUGCCGUGAUUCUCGUCAAUCGUCGCCUUGAGGUACUCUACACUGUGAAUGAAUCUGUUCGUGUCAAAACCGGAUGUUGGGAUGGAAACGAAGUCUUCCUAUACAGCACAAGCAAUCACAUCAAAUAUGCAUUGGUCGCUGGCGAUAGUGGAAUCGUGCGAACUUUGGAUGUGCCACUUUAUCUUCUGGCUAUCAAACAAUCCAACUUGUUUUGCUUGAAUCGUGAAGCGCAACCCGUAGAAGUUCCAAUUGAUCCAACCGAAUACCGCUUCAAGUUGGCGUUGAUCAAUCGCCGAAUCGAUGAAGUGCUUAAUACUGUGAAAUCGGCUAAUCUUGUUGGACAAUCAAUCAUUGGUUAUUUGGAAAAGAAGGGGUAUCCUGAGAUUGCUCUUCACUUUGUGAAAGACGAAAAGACUCGCUUUGGUUUGGCUCUCGAAUGUGGCAAUCUUGACGUGGCUUUGGAGACGGCAAAAGUUAUGGAUGAAAAACCAAUCUGGGAAGCACUUGGAGAAGCCGCUUUGAUGCAUGGCAACCACCAGAUUGUUGAAAUGGCCUAUCAAAGAACUAAGGAUUUCGAACGCCUGGCCUUCCUUUACCUUGUUACGGGAAACACUGAGAAGCUCUCAAAAAUGAUGCGCAUUGCUGAAAUGAGAAAAGAUGCUCAUGGUCAUUUCCAAACGGCUCUUUAUCUUGGUGACGUGAAAGAGCGAACAAAAGUGUUGCGUAACUUGGGACAAUCAUCUCUUGCCUAUCUUAAUGCUGCAACCCAUGGAUUUGAGGAUGAAGCCGAGGGACUAAAGGCUGAAUUGGAAGCAAAAGGACAGCCCGUACCACCAGUUGAUCCGAACGCUCGCUUGCUUGUCCCUCCACCUCCGAUUAUCAAGAUUGAAGAGAACUGGCCUCAAUUGGCAACCGCUCGUGGUCCGUUUGAUGCACAACUUCUUGGUCUCGCUCCAUCUGCCACCUCAAAGACGACCGCCGGAAAAACCCCUGCCGCUACUGCAUUUGCUGUGGCCGAUGGAGACGAAGAGCUGGGCGAAGGCGAAGCUGGUUGGGGUGACGACGAUGAGUACCUCGUUGACGAAAAUGGAGAAAUGGAAAUCGACGAAGGUGAUCUUGCACAUGAAGGCAAUGAUGGAGAAGGUGGUUGGGAUGUGGAUGACGAUCUUGCGAUUCCAGAGAUUUCCAACGAUCAAGGAGAAGCCGACGACGAAGGAUUUGUUGUGCCCGUUCGCGGACCAAAGCCCUCAACUCACUGGACUCAAGGAUCUCGUCUUGCUGCCGAUCAUGUUGCUGCAGGCUCAUGGGAAACUGCUGAAAGAAUUCUAAAGGAUACUAUUGGGCUGUCUGAUAUUCAGCCAUUGAAGACUAUCUUUGCCGAAGCAUUUGCCCGUUCUCGCACUGUUUACCUCGGAAUGCCCGGCGUAUCAAAACCACUCUUCGGAUAUCCUUUGCGUAACUGGCAAGAAGCUACUGGACGUAAUGGGCUGCCGGUUGCUCCAUUCAAUCUUAAACAUCUGGCCAGCCAACUGCAGCAAAACUAUCUUCUUACAACCCAAGGAAAGUUUGUUGAAGCGGUCGAUGGUCUUCGUGAAAUCCUGCACAGCGUACCUCUCCUCGUUGUCAACAGCAAGCAAGAAGUGGCCGAAGCUGAACAACUCGUGGAGAUCUGCCGAGAAUACCUGGCUGGACUUUUGCUUGAGACAUAUCGCAAAGAUCUUCCCAAGAAUAGCCCUGAAGAAAUCAAGAGAAACGCUGAACUUUGUGCCUAUUUCACCAACUUCGAACUCCAGCCCGUGCAUCGGAUAUUGACGCUUCGAACUGCGGUCAAUACGUUCUUCAAGUUGAAGCAAAUGCGGACGUGCUCUUCAUUGUGUCGGCGUCUUCUCGAGCUUGGACCAAAACCGGAAGUUGCUGCGCAAAUUCGCAAAGUGCUAGCCGUUGCUGAAAAAGAAAACAACGAUGCUAUUGAGUUGGCCUACGAUGAGCACAAUCCCUUCAAAGUUUGCUCACGUACAUUUACUCCACUUUAUCGAGGACGUCCACAAACGCGUUGUCCGUUCUGUGGUGCAUUCUACUCGGAGGGUCUGCAGGGAGAGACGUGUGACGUGUGCUUGGUGGCCGAGAUUGGAAAAUCUGCAUCGGGACUUCGUAUAUCCGCCGUGCAAUCUCAACGC